CUACUCCUCCACCUCCUCACCUCUUCCUCUCUUCCUCUUACAUGUUGCUCAGUGCAGAGCUCGGAUGCAGGAUGAGGCUUCCGGCCAUGUGGGAAUUUCUCUUGACGGUGGCUCGUGGUUGAAUCCGCGUGUUGUUGAGGACUUUCUUCCAAGAAGCAGCAAUCAGAAGCCCGGCAGGGGACAAAAGGUCAGUCAAGCUGUGAAGCCUUAAGGAAUCAGAGAAGGUUCACUCCGCUUUACUUGCCAGUGGAGUCGCUCUAACUCUGCAGGAAGAGUGAAAACUGCAACUUGUUGCUGCUGUUGAAGAUCUUCGGUGAAAAGGGAAGCUUUGAUGAGAUUUCUCCCCGAUUACAGCCGCUGAAGUUCAGGAGCCAUUUCCAGUAAUUCACCCUUCUCUGAAAAAGGGUCUGAUGAGGACCAGCGAGGCACCUUAGCUGCUCUGUCACAUGGACAUUGACACUGAACAGCUGUUGCAUUCACCAUCUCAGUAAAGAGAGAGUCCAGGAGCGAUACAGUGCGACAAGAUGCUGAAAAACUUGUUUGCAUCCCCUCGUACUUAGCAACUGGUGAGGAUGAGAGAUGCUGUGAUGACCUACCUGUAUUUGACAAGUGUGUUUUUCACCUCGUUGGAGAGAGGAGCGCAGGGCGAUCAAAGUCAGCAAGAGGGAGCAGGGGAGGCAGCGGGGGAAAGUGUGAGGCAGUGAGAGGUGAAACAGAGAGGAGAGGAGAAAGUGACAGAACUGUGCCAGACUGAAGACGGAGUAAAGGAAAAAUCAGUGUAUCAAAGAGCUGGACGCACGCCCGCGUACCGCAGCAGGAUUGUGUUUUUUUGUAAGAGCCGUGCACGCUCAAAUCUUGAUGGAGCCGCAGGGGGCCACCUUUCUCUGACCUGUCAACCGAAGCACACAUAACUUAGCAUCAUGGACGUAGAUCUCCCAAACAGCACUUUCGCCAACACAACCCAUGUCCAGGCCGCUCCCCACAGCCUCUGGGAGGUCAUCGCCAUCGCCACAGUGUCAGCCAUUGUCAGCUUGAUAACCAUUGUUGGCAACGUGCUGGUGUUGCUGUCCUUCAAAGUCAACAGCCAGCUUAAGACUGUCAACAACUACUACCUGCUGAGUUUGGCUUUCGCUGACCUCAUCAUCGGAGUGUUGUCCAUGAACUUGUACACCACAUACAUCCUGAUGGGUUACUGGUCCUUGGGAAACAUUGCAUGCGACCUCUGGCUAGCGGUGGAUUAUGUAGCCAGCAAUGCUUCUGUUAUGAACCUACUGGUCAUCAGCUUUGACAGGUACUUCUCCAUCACGAGGCCGCUAACUUACCGGGCUAAAAGGACUCCAAAGAGAGCCGCCAUCAUGAUCGGUCUGGCCUGGCUGGUGUCUUUCAUCCUCUGGGCGCCACCCAUUCUGUGCUGGCAGUACUUUGUAGGAGAGAGGAAAGUGCCUCCUGACCAGUGCCAGAUCCAGUUUCUGACAGAGCCGGUGAUCACAUUUGGGACCGCCAUCGCCGCCUUCUACAUCCCUGUCUCGGUCAUGACAAUCCUUUACUGCAGGAUCUACAAGGAGACGCAGAAGCGGACCAAGGAUCUGGCAGAGCUGCAAGGGCUCGCCCCGGAAAACGUCCCGGAGGGGACGAAACCGCCGAAGACGAUCAUCCACUCAUGCUUUCAUUUCAACAGAGAGCGGAAGGAGCGGAGUCAGGCCUCCUGGUCCUCGUCUAAUCAGAGUAAUGUCACUAAAACCACGACUCGGUCGGAUGAGGGGUGGGUGAAAGCAGAUCAGAUCACCUCCUUUAACAGCUACACCUCAUCUGAGGAGGAGGAGCAGCAUGUGUCCAUCGAAACGCCACAGGGAUCUUUCGAAGAGCAAGCCAUGGGACAGAGUAGUAAGAACGGCCAGGUGACUGAUUACACAGAGGAUCAGUAUUUCUCCACGCCGCUAAAGAAGAACAGCAAAAAGCACAUUUCUUACAAGUUCAAACCUGGCUCCAAAGGUAAAAACGGCAAACCUGUGACUGCAACACCCUCGCCCUGCCCACCCGUGGAAGAGCAGCCCCCCAAAAACGCCUCCCCGGCCUCCUCCACCACCUCCAAACCCAUGGACCCCGUCCUGAAGAACCAGAUCACCAAGAGGAAGAGGAACGUGCUGAUAAAGGAGAAGAAGGCGGCCCAGACCCUCAGCGCCAUCCUGCUGGCGUUCAUCCUCACGUGGACGCCGUACAACAUCAUGGUGCUCAUCUCCACCUUCUGCACCGAGUGCAUCCCCACGUCCCUGUGGCACCUGGGCUACUGGCUGUGCUACGUCAACAGCACCAUCAACCCAAUGUGCUACGCCCUGUGCAACAAGACCUUCCAGAAGACGUUCCGCAUGCUGCUGCUCUGCCAGUGGAGGAGGAGGAGGAGAGGCGAGGACAAGCUGUACUGGUGUGGACAAAACCCAAAUGUCAACAACAAAAUGACUUGAUCCGCGACAUAAGAGCAUAUAGGCUAAUUAGUAUUUCUCGAUAUCUAGAUUUUCUUGAUAUGUAUAUAUACUGUAGUGAGUGGGCGUCUUCAGCAUGAAGUGCUGCAUGUGAUUUUGCUGUGUGAGUACAUGCAGGUGAAAAAGAAACGAUUUGAUCGGAGAAUGUUCAUCCUCAAGGUGGCUACAGAUUCUAACGGCAGUUCGAGAAUGGGUUCAGUUCAGAUUAUUUAUCUUUAAAAAGGGAAAAUGCUUUGUUUCUACGAGUUGUUUACAGGGGAUGUGGAAGUGAUUUUUAUGUGCUCGAAGCGUGUUGAAAGAAAGCAGCAACCUCCAGUGAUGAACAUGAAGCCAAUGCAGAAGUGAGAAACGUGGCAGUUCCUCGAGUGUCCACUAGAGGCUA
This is a messenger RNA of Labrus mixtus (cuckoo wrasse), 2862 nucleotides long. It is a transcript of the gene chrm5b, whose product is annotated as cholinergic receptor, muscarinic 5b. Gene Ontology annotation, cellular component: plasma membrane; dendrite; synapse. The record is from RefSeq and is a predicted model, not a curated record. NCBI's taxonomy places the organism in Eukaryota, Metazoa, Chordata, Actinopteri, Labriformes, Labridae. Gene Ontology annotation, molecular function: G protein-coupled serotonin receptor activity; G protein-coupled acetylcholine receptor activity. Gene Ontology annotation, biological process: G protein-coupled receptor signaling pathway, coupled to cyclic nucleotide second messenger; adenylate cyclase-inhibiting G protein-coupled acetylcholine receptor signaling pathway; chemical synaptic transmission. The transcript has 2 exons. The coding region runs from base 921 to 2462 and encodes 513 amino acids.